Messenger RNA from Apis mellifera (honey bee), 1384 nucleotides. RefSeq names its product forkhead box protein J1. Lineage: Eukaryota; Metazoa; Arthropoda; Insecta; Hymenoptera; Apidae. The transcript is spliced from 4 exons. Gene Ontology annotation, molecular function: DNA-binding transcription factor activity, RNA polymerase II-specific; RNA polymerase II cis-regulatory region sequence-specific DNA binding. The record is from RefSeq and is a predicted model, not a curated record. Gene Ontology annotation, biological process: regulation of transcription by RNA polymerase II. Bases 259 to 1110 code for a protein of 283 amino acids.
CGUUACCCCUUGCCACUAGUUUCAUUCGGACGAUCAUGCGGUUUACAUGUUUUUUAUUACACACCGACGAUGAAAAUGUGCAUACGUGAUGUAAUCGUGCUCCCAUUUUCGAGCUUCUCUAUCAACCGUUGAACGCUCUGCCUCAAAAGUGAACCUCGUCUCUCCGAGACCCUCUGCUCUCUUCGGAUGUGACGAUAUUAUUGAAAAAUGUUUUGAGAUACGCAGCAUUGUUCGUUGGAUAGUUUCGUGCGAUGAAAAAUGGUGAAAAUGAAGGGGGAAUCGAUCGAUGUUGAGAAACGAAUGAAUCGUGACUCACCGAGUAUGAAGGAAAAUAUGCGUAAUGACGAUUGCGAUGUCGAAGCGGAAUUGACCAGUCUUUCGUGGUUACAAUCGCUCGACAUUACGAGUGCUUCUAGUUUGCCAACGCCUCCUUGUUCUCCAUCUCCACCACCGGUGACGCGGCAACCCAGAAAAAAGCUCUCGCCCUUGAUUAAGGCCGAAUUAGAUCUAGCUGCAAAUGCCGACAAAUAUCGAACUGAUCCUGACGCAAAACCGCCAUUUUCGUACGCCACCAUCAUUUGCCUGGCGAUGCGUGCGAACAAUAACAAAGUGUCUCUCUCAAACAUAUACGCAUGGAUUCGAGAAAAUUUCUUAUUUUACAAAUAUGCCGAUCCUGCUUGGCAGAAUUCAAUCCGGCACAAUCUAUCGUUGAACAAAUGUUUCGUCAAGUUACCACGUUCGAAAGAUGAGCCAGGGAAGGGCGGUUUCUGGAAAUUGGAUUUGGAGAGGAUGGAAGAAGGUAGAAAAUCGAAACGGCGGGCAAGCAUGUCCCAACGAAUUCGUGGGUCGAAGAAAUUAACGUCCGGGAAAACAACGAUGGUAACGAACGAUGCACAAAGCAAUGGUGCCCCGUCGAUCAAUUGUCCCUCCACCUUGUACGAGACUCCGCCCAGUAGCGUAUCUCCCCCGAUUCCGGAUUGCCUCUCGGAAAUUCCCGACUCCACGCAAGUCAGUUUAAGCGAGGAUGAUCUGACCGGUUUGCUAAUCGCUACCGCGGGUUGGGACGAGAAUCAAUUGGAUCUCUUGGACUCCCUUCUCGACACCCUGUAAAAACGGUUUUCACCGGCUCGAGCCUCUCUCCUAUUUACGCAAAUUCAAACUCGUUUAUUUACGUUCAACUUCCUCGACUUCACCCGGAACGAAAUUGUACGCAGCUCGGUCGAUAAGUAAGUUAUUCCUUCUUGACUUAACGCGCUGUAAAAAUAAAAGUAGAAAAAUUUUUUCUUAAAUAGCUGCAACAUAGAUGCAACGUUGUCGAUGUAAAGAAAAUACUUCAAUCGCAUCAAUCCAAGAUUCGAUAUUCGAGAUUCUACAAAAAAAAAAA